Messenger RNA from Nothobranchius furzeri (turquoise killifish), 1745 nucleotides. RefSeq names its product calcium binding protein 1b (gene cabp1b). Gene Ontology annotation, molecular function: calcium channel regulator activity; calcium ion binding. Lineage: Eukaryota; Metazoa; Chordata; Actinopteri; Cyprinodontiformes; Nothobranchiidae. Gene Ontology annotation, biological process: regulation of voltage-gated calcium channel activity. Gene Ontology annotation, cellular component: cytoplasm. The record is from RefSeq and is a predicted model, not a curated record.
UUAUGCUUUUAUUAAGAACAAGUACGCAGCUUUAUUCACCUAAUAUUUCCAGACAUAAAUAAACACAAAAUGACUCACUGUGAAUUACUAUUUAUGGCUCCUCAAAUUUUCUUCAAUUAAAGUUUUUUGUUUUAAAAGAAGGGUAAAGCAGGUUUUUGUGCAUUAUUUAGUUCUUACACCUUGAAAAACAACUUUUGGAGAGUUGUAUCUGCACCACGAAAAUAAAAAGUGACAAAUGUUACCUGGACUUUUGUGUUAUGAUGUGAUUAAACUCUGGAGUCUAAAUUUAAGCAGCUUUCUGUGAGAUCGACCAACACGGCAGCAUCCAAUUAUGAGAGGAAGGAUCUGUUGGUUGGUGACGUGCGUCUUAAUGAACUUUUGUGCGUGGACUGUGCGACAUCCUGCAGCGCUGCGCUGCUGCCGGCCGAGCCCCGUGAAGCUGCUGGGUGACCGCCUGCUGCCACAUCAGCUCCAGCUGCUGCUCCACCUCCACGGACCGUCCGGUGAUGGAGAGAGCAGAACACCUGCGCUCUCAUCGGUGUUUCUGACUUUCGUCCUGCAGCACCAGACGGGAAAGCAACGAUGAGCGCCCCUCUUCCCAAAGGUGACUCGACCACCUCCCUGCUGGGACCAUCAGGGCUCCACCGCAGGUCGGAUCACGGUCCACAUGGCCACCGGAGCCCCCGCGCUCAGCAUCAUCCCGCAGAGGAAGCAGCGUGGACAAGGGAUUGCGAGACCAGCGCGCGGAGACCUCUGUGCCAACCAAGACGCACCGAGUUCCGACAUGUAGCGGAUCAACAUCGUGUGCAGAAGAGAUACUCGCACCGGCAGCCAAGCCACCUGCAUGAAGAAGAUGAUGAUGAAGACGCUCAGGAGGACAUCAGGCACUUGAACCGGCAUCACAAAGAGCGCAUCAAGCCCCCCAGAUCCACUCACCACCGCCAUCCUCAUCCUCAUCAUCAAGACUCUCCAAGAGGUGAGCGUGCUUCUGCAGCGCACCCCCAGGGAGGUUCCUGGCAGGGUAAGAGGACCUCACCGACCCCUUCCAACCUGAAACACACGGAUGAGGCAGAUUUAUUUUUCGAGCACAGAGAGAGAGCAGUCACCGGCUCGUCCUCCAGCCUCAGCUCUGAUGCACCAGCAGCAAACGUCCGGCCCAGAUCCAGAUCCAAAAGGCUGAGCACAACAUCUGAGUGUGACUCCAGCCUUCAUCCCAUAGUCAAGUCAGUCUUUGGGCAGGACCGAGAGCUGAGGCCAGAAGAAAUGGAUGAGCUUCGUGAAGCAUUUAAAGAGUUUGACAAAGACAAAGAUGGAUUCAUCGGCUGUAAAGAUCUGGGGAACUGCAUGAGGACGAUGGGCUACAUGCCAACAGAGAUGGAGCUAAUAGAGCUGAGCCAGCAGAUCAACAUGAAUUUGGGAGGUCAUGUUGACUUUGAGGACUUUGUUGAACUUAUGGGGCCCAAACUUCUGGCGGAAACAGCGGACAUGAUCGGAGUCAAAGAACUGAGGGAUGCUUUCAAGGAGUUUGACACCAAUGGUGACGGCCAGAUCAGCACAGCCGAACUCAGAGAAGCGAUGAAAAAGCUUCUAGGCCAGCAGGUUGGACACAGAGAUCUGGAAGAAAUCCUACGAGACAUCGACCUCAACGGAGACGGACACGUUGACUUUGAAGAGUUUGUGAGAAUGAUGUCCCGAUGAGUUCCUGCUGAGUGGUCUUCUCUGAAGUUGGGGGGGGGGGGGGGGGG